This is a messenger RNA of Humulus lupulus (European hop), 450 nucleotides long. RefSeq lists its product as uncharacterized. The record is from RefSeq and is a predicted model, not a curated record. NCBI's taxonomy places the organism in Eukaryota, Viridiplantae, Streptophyta, Magnoliopsida, Rosales, Cannabaceae. Bases 1 to 450 code for a protein of 149 amino acids. The transcript has 2 exons.
AUGAAAGAUGAAUUUGAAAUGAGUAUGGUAGGAGAGUUAAAUUACUUCCUAGGAUUGCAAGUCAAACAGACAGAAGAUGGAACCUUCAUCUCUCAAAGUAAGUAUGCCAAAAAUUUGAUCAAGAAAUUUGGGAUGGAGUCUACUAAACAUGCCAAAACACCAAUGGAAACCAUGGUCAAACUGACCAAGGAUGAAAAUGGUGUAAAGGUAGAUCCAACACUGGCUACUCGUCCUGACAUUAGCUACAAUGUUGGGGUAUGUGCUCCGUAUCAAGGGAAUCCUAUGAAAUCUCAUGUGACAGCUGUAAAGAGAAUCAUUCACUAUGUGAAUGUUUUCUCUCUUUGUCUUGCAGCCAUGGUGAAAACUAGAGGAAGUGGGUCUCGGUCUCUCAAGGACUUGAAGGCUGGCUCGUUGACUACAUCAUCCUCACUCACCAAGAAAAAGGCUUGA